GCGUCUGUCUGCGUCGGCGGCGGUGCUUACGGUGGUGGUGGUGCGCGCGUGUAUUGGGGCGGGCCGGGCCGGCGCGGAGGCACCGAAAAAUAGGUGUUAACUAUAUUUAAUAGCCGCGCCGAUUCCGUACCGCGCGCUCGUCUGCAGUUGCACGCCACAUCACAACCGUCCGGUCGCCGUCGCCGCGUAGUAGUCGUUGUCUGCUUAGUGUCGUACUCGUGUUUACCGUGUCGUUGUUGUGUUUGCCGUCGUUGUGGUCGUCGCCACCGCGUCCGUUUACGACUGUGAUUAUAUUAUAUAUAAUAUUCAUAUAUUAAUAUUAUACACUUUAGUUUUGCAGUCGGUUUUUUUUUUUUUUUUUUGUUGUCGUACAUAAGUGUUACAUCGUUCGCAUACGAUGAUGGUGUUGGACUCGGGACAAGCGUCCCCGUCGUUACGGCUGUACGCAGCGGCUGCCGCGGCUGCAGCUAACGGUUACGGAGGCACGGCCGUCACCACAUCCGGAGGUACAGGGCAACAGUCCGGCGGAGGUAGCGUCCAGAUGCCGCCGCAUCCACUGUUUCCGCACUUUGCCGCCCGUUUCCCACACGGCAUGGCGUCUGCGGCCAGCUUCGCGGCGGCCGGCCUUUCACCGUUCCUCCAGCAGCACCACGUCGAACACGCGGCCGCUCAAAGGUAUGCGAUCGCGGCAGCCGCGGCCGCAGCUGCGGCCAGAAACAACACGGUUGCCGGUCACGUGAUGUCUGCUGCCGUGCAUCAACAACAACACCACCAUCACCGACCCAACUCGGAACCUGCGAGCAAGAAACGGCCGCACAACCAUCAGCAGCAACAGCAGCAGCAUCAAUUACUGUUGCAGCAACAGCAACAACAACAGCAACAACAGCAACAGCAGCUGCAGCAGCAACACCAACAGCACAGGAUUAUUAAUAUGUCAGGCAAUCAUAGUGACGACAGUGCAUCUGAAAACGGAUCGCCCAAAAAAGGUGGAAUAGAUGGAGACAGCGCUGCAGGUAGUUCGGAAGACUUGGCCAACAAACGGCGGAGGUCUAGAACAAAUUUCAACACGUGGCAGCUAGAAGAGCUGGAACGAGCGUUUUUGGCUAGCCACUACCCAGACGUUUUCAUGAGGGAGGCUUUAGCCCUGCGGUUGGACCUCAAGGAAUCCAGAGUGGCUGUAUGGUUUCAAAACCGACGAGCGAAAUGGAGGAAAAAGGAACACACUAAAAAAGGUCCGGGUCGACCGGCACACAACGCACAUCCGGUAACUUGUUCUGGAGAACCAAUACCUGCUGAUGAGUUACGACGCAAGGAACGCGAACGUCGACAGAAAAAGUUGCUCAAGAGCUUGGAAAGACAACAGAGGAAGUUAGCUGCCAAAGGAGUGCACGUUGACUUGGACACGUUACGAAAAGAAUGGGAGUCUCAGCAAGCUAACAAUGCGGCCAAAAAGCACGGUCAGAUGGAUUGCGGAGUCGUCGGUGGAGGAAUGGGAGGAGGAAUUGACGGAGUUGGUGGAUCGUCCAACGCUGGUAUGGAUCUAUCUUUUCACGACUCGUCUAGCUGUUGCAGCGGACAGACGAGCCGAGACGAGGAGAUUGACGUGGUUGGCGAAGAGGACCACCUUUUGCAUCACCACCACCAACAUCAAAACCAUCACCACAGAAUGUUGCACCACAGGCGGAGUGCGAGCACGACGUUUGAUGACGACGAUGACGACGACGAUGAUUUGGAUGAGGACGAAGACGAAGGUCUUCCACCGUACGCGCGCUCGGCUGCGGCUGCUGCGGCAGCGGUAGCAGCAGCAGCGGCCGCUUGCCGGGGUGACGACAGCUGUAGUUCGGACGACGAGUAUGGCAGUGGACGUUUGUACAGACGACCACAGACCGGUGACGGCGAAUCGUCGCCACCACCUCCACUGUUGAACCUGACAACGUCGUCGGCAGCCACCGCGGACAAGGCUCGCCGUCUCAACCCGUUUAGUAUCGAAUCCCUGUUAGCUGGUGGAAAUCGACCAUUCAGCAUUACUGCCACCCAUGUUAACAAUAUAAACAACAAUAACAUAAAUAAUAACAACAAUAACAAAGUAUGAACUCCUUCUCUCCAGUGGUUUUAAUCACACACACUCCAGCCGUCGGUUUGUACAAACGUCGUCGUCAUCGCUAUCAUCGCAGGGUUCCUAUGUGACGUAAUAAUAGAAUAUUAUACAUGUUUUAGGUAUAUAACUGUAUUGUAGAUCAAUGGAUGACCUACUAUAUUACCACCAUAUACAUUUAUAAAAAUAUUCGUUUCACGUUUCUUUCUCUUUGAUUAAUUUGCAUCCUUGAAAACUGCAGUAAUGUAGGUAUAUACUCGUAUCUUGUAAUAAAUAAAAUAUACCUAUAAUAUGCAGCUGCAGGCGAAUAAUAUAGUUGUAUACUUUUGUUUUUGUACAUAACACAUAAUAUAAUCAGCAAGCAAUAAGCGUUACAAUACUCAAUUUAAGUUUGUUUCUAUUAUAUUGGAAUUUUUCCAAUCGAGUUUGAACCGUUUAUGUGCUAUAUAAUAUAUAUUAUACUCGUAUAUAUAUAUAUUAAGUAGAAGGAUCCUAUCAUAAAUGUAUAAACACGAUAGAGAUUAUACCCAACGACAAACUGACGAUAUAUUUUGUUAUUAAUAUUAUUUGUUAAAAAUUUAUAACAUUAUAUUCUUGUGAUUUGAUGACAAUGCUUGGACACUCCAACCGUAUCAACGCAACGCGAAAUACGUUCCAACCCGGGAAGAUUAAUAUCAUAUAAUACGUCAUAUUUAUUUAUUGUUCUUUGUAUAGUUUUAUAAUAACCUUUGUCCAUUUUAAACAGCCCAUUAGUAAGUAACAAGAAUCUAGUCAAUAGUAUAUAAUAUAUGUAUAUGUUUUUAAGUUAACACAUUGUAUAAAAUAUCGUAUAUAAUAUAUUAUUAUAUUAUAAAUUUGUAAAUAAUUUAGUUAAGACACGUUUAUAAUAGCGAUUAUAAUUAACACUGCGAACAAAAUGUAUACUUGUAUAAUUUAUUUGUUAAACAGCGCACGAUAAAAUGUUGGCAUAUCUGUAAAUUUAAACAUGUGAGUGCAAUAAGUGUUUAUAUUAUACGUAUAGUCUCGUGUAGGGUGUAAAUCGGAAAAAAACGUAUUAUAAUAUUUUAUUAUAUAUAUUAUUAUUGUGAAUAGAUAUUUCUUAUUGUUUUUGUCCACUUGUCGUAGACAGACCCUCUCAUAUGUUGUUAAGGUAUACAAACUGCAGUGGAAAAGACGUACGGAAGAGAAAAAUAAAACUUAUCGUUUUUGAUCGCUACCGUUUCGUAUUUUCGUGUAUACCUAUAUAUAUAUAUUACGUGCAUCGAUCCCUUAUUCCGGAAUGACUUGUAUAAACGCAUUUUUACGUUAAGGUUUUUAUUAUGUUACGUAUACGAUUGUAUUAUAAAAUGAAAUAAUAAUCAUAAUAAUAAAAAAGUUGAAUUAUUAUUAUUUUUU
Molecule: messenger RNA, 3490 nt
Organism: Aphis gossypii (cotton aphid)
Lineage: Eukaryota; Metazoa; Arthropoda; Insecta; Hemiptera; Aphididae
Product: homeobox protein unc-4-like
Exons: 4
Coding region: 398-2092 (564 amino acids)
Biological process (GO): regulation of DNA-templated transcription
Molecular function (GO): DNA-binding transcription factor activity, RNA polymerase II-specific; sequence-specific double-stranded DNA binding
Source: RefSeq, a predicted model, not a curated record